This is a messenger RNA of Triticum dicoccoides, 519 nucleotides long. RefSeq lists its product as uncharacterized. The transcript has a single exon. The record is from RefSeq and is a predicted model, not a curated record. The coding region runs from base 156 to 419 and encodes 87 amino acids. Lineage: Eukaryota; Viridiplantae; Streptophyta; Magnoliopsida; Poales; Poaceae.
CGACAGCCAGCAUCCAAGGUGCUCCAUCGGCCAUCGCAUAUUCGCAUUUGCACAGCCCCGUUCGCUGGCAUCCAGAUCACCCAUUUCGUUCCUGCAAUCAUACAAGUGUUCGUCCGGCCCACAAGUUGGUUGAGAUCAAGCCCUGCGCCAUCGCCAUGUCUUCGACGACGACGGCGGCAUCCGACGUCGCCGGCGUCUGGUUCUUCGGCGAGCUCUCCGCCGCCCUGCGUGGGAAGAAGCGGCAGGCCGUACCCACGGUGAGCCACGCCGAGCACCAGCACCAGAUGGGAGGGGCCGCCCAUGGCAACAAGGCGGCCGCGGCGGCGGGGCCUUCCGUGGUCGACCGGAAGGAGGCCGGCGGCGGCGGGAUGUCGGACGCGACGGUGUACCUGCUGCUCGACCGCUUCGCACCCAGUUAGCCGGUGUUCGCUCGUCUCACCCACCCCUGCUUCCUCGUGUACCUCGACUGUGUAUGUAACUACGUUCUUGAGACAUUUAUGCAGAAACUCUGGUUGGACA